Molecule: messenger RNA, 1680 nt
Organism: Ricinus communis (castor bean)
Lineage: Eukaryota; Viridiplantae; Streptophyta; Magnoliopsida; Malpighiales; Euphorbiaceae
Product: tubulin alpha chain
Exons: 4
Coding region: 147-1499 (450 amino acids)
Biological process (GO): mitotic cell cycle; microtubule cytoskeleton organization
Cellular component (GO): cytoplasm; microtubule
Molecular function (GO): GTP binding; structural constituent of cytoskeleton
Source: RefSeq, a predicted model, not a curated record
CUCUCUUAUCAAACCCUUGGCCUCAUCGUUCACAAUUUGAAUCUAAAGAAGGCGUCUUGAUAAACGCCUUCGUUUCACAGCUUUUCGACUUCUCUCUUUCUUUCUUUCUUUCUUUCAUUUGUUGAAUUCAACUUUUUUUAGCGAAAAUGAGAGAGUGCAUCUCGAUUCACAUCGGUCAGGCCGGUAUCCAGGUCGGAAAUGCCUGCUGGGAGCUUUACUGCCUCGAGCAUGGAAUUCAGCCUGAUGGCCAGAUGCCAAGUGACAAGACAGUAGGCGGAGGUGAUGAUGCAUUCAACACCUUUUUCAGCGAAACUGGUGCAGGAAAGCAUGUUCCUCGUGCUGUUUUUGUAGAUCUUGAGCCUACUGUUAUUGAUGAGGUCAGAACUGGAACUUAUCGCCAGCUCUUCCACCCUGAACAGCUCAUCAGCGGCAAAGAAGAUGCUGCCAACAACUUUGCCCGUGGCCAUUAUACCAUUGGCAAGGAGAUUGUUGAUCUCUGCUUGGACCGUAUCAGAAAGCUAGCUGAUAACUGUACCGGGCUUCAAGGGUUCCUUGUGUUCAACGCUGUUGGUGGUGGUACUGGAUCUGGUCUUGGAUCCCUUCUAUUGGAGCGUUUGUCUGUUGAUUAUGGAAAGAAAUCCAAGUUGGGUUUCACUGUUUACCCAUCUCCUCAAGUCUCUACAUCUGUUGUUGAGCCUUACAACAGUGUGCUUUCAACACACUCUCUUUUGGAACACACUGAUGUUGCUGUUCUUCUUGACAAUGAGGCUAUCUAUGAUAUCUGCAGGCGCUCUCUUGAUAUUGAACGUCCCACUUAUACCAACCUUAACAGGCUUGUCUCCCAGGUGAUCUCUUCCUUGACUGCAUCUUUGAGGUUUGAUGGUGCUUUGAAUGUGGAUGUGACUGAAUUCCAGACCAACUUGGUCCCCUACCCAAGAAUCCACUUCAUGCUUUCCUCCUAUGCACCAGUCAUCUCAGCUGAGAAAGCUUACCAUGAACAACUUUCAGUAGCUGAAAUCACCAACAGUGCUUUUGAGCCCUCAUCCAUGAUGGCCAAGUGUGAUCCUCGCCAUGGCAAGUAUAUGGCUUGCUGUUUGAUGUACCGUGGUGAUGUUGUGCCCAAGGAUGUCAAUGCUGCAGUUGCUACUAUCAAGACUAAGCGCACUAUUCAGUUUGUUGACUGGUGCCCAACUGGAUUCAAGUGCGGUAUCAAUUACCAGCCACCUACUGUUGUCCCUGGUGGUGACCUUGCUAAGGUGCAGAGGGCUGUUUGCAUGAUCUCUAACUCAACCAGCGUUGCUGAAGUGUUCUCCCGUAUUGACCACAAGUUUGAUCUUAUGUAUGCCAAGCGUGCUUUUGUUCACUGGUAUGUUGGUGAGGGUAUGGAGGAAGGAGAAUUCUCUGAGGCUCGUGAGGAUCUUGCUGCUCUUGAGAAGGAUUAUGAAGAAGUUGGUGCUGAAUCUGGUGAGGGUGACGAUGAUGAGGGUGAAGAUUAUUAGGCUGUGUUAGUUUCUAAUGUUCUCUAUGCCAUAUCAACCAUGUGUCUUUUUGUUUCGGCAGUGUCUUGCCUGUUGUCCCUGAUGAAUGGUAUUCUGUUAUUUUGAAGCUAUCUUGCUUCAUUAUAAUUCUAUGUUGAAUUUUUCUUUGAUAAUGAACGAAUAGCUAUUUUCUGUUCUGUAA